Messenger RNA from Cyphellophora europaea CBS 101466, 1194 nucleotides. RefSeq lists its product as uncharacterized. Lineage: Eukaryota; Fungi; Ascomycota; Eurotiomycetes; Chaetothyriales; Cyphellophoraceae. Gene Ontology annotation, cellular component: cell surface; extracellular region. Gene Ontology annotation, molecular function: glucan exo-1,3-beta-glucosidase activity. The record is from RefSeq and is a predicted model, not a curated record. The transcript has 3 exons. Gene Ontology annotation, biological process: glucan catabolic process. The coding region runs from base 1 to 1194 and encodes 397 amino acids.
AUGCUCGUGGUAGAAUCGAAGAACACAGCACUGACACAUCCCAGCAAGCCGAUUCUAAAACGGCAGACAGGUGGUCCCAUCAGAGGCGUCAACAUUGGUGGCUGGCUGCUAUUAGAGCCUUGGAUCACACCGUCAAUCUUCCAAGCACAGUCCGGUGUUGUCGACGAGUACACACUGACCCAGAACGUCGGAAACGCCGAGUCGAUUCUGCAGAGUCACUGGGCAUCAUGGGCGACGGAAGCCGACUUCCAGAAAAUUGCUGGUGCCGGUCUGAACCUGGUUCGGAUCCCUGUAGGCUACUGGGCCUUCCAGAAGUAUGAUGGCGACCCAUACAUUCAGGGCGCUGCAGAGUAUCUAGACCAAGCUAUUGGCUGGGCCGCAAAUGCUGGCCUCAACGUCUGGGUUGAUCUCCACGGCGCACCACUCUCGCAGAAUGGCUUCGAUAACUCCGGCCAAAGGACAAACUCUCCUGGCUGGACUGGUGGCGACACCAUUUCUUUUACCGCCGACGUGAUUGGGCAGGUCGCCGAGCGAUACGGCAAUUAUUCCAACGUCGCUGGCAUUGAGCUCCUCAAUGAGCCGCUCAUGGAUGUACUCCCUGGUGGCCGCGAUGGUACUGAGCAGUACACCCAGCAGGGCUACGAUGCAGUCCGUGGUGCUGGUUACGGCGGCAGUGUUGUCUUCUCGGAUGGCUUCGCCGAGUCUAGCUCCUGGAACGGUUUCUUGACUGGCCAGAACACCAUCGUUGACCACCACGAAUACCAGGUCUUUACCGAUGAACUCCUGCAGCUUGACUGGCAAGGACAUGUUGACUAUGCGUACUCAAAUGCUGGGAACUGGGCUGGCGGCGCAGACAAGCCGGUCGUCAAUGGCGAGUGGACAGCGGCUAUGACCGACUGCGCGCCCGCUCUAAACGGCUACGGCAUCGGCGCCCGCUACGAUGGAACUUUCUCGCGCCCAACAUACAACGGCGGUUACGAGAGCUCCGAGUACAUCGGCUCCUGUGCCUCUGUUAACUUCAUUGACCAGUGGACUCAAGAUCUCAAGACGGCAACCACCAACUACAUUCGAGCCCAGAUUGAUGUAUCCGAAACCCAGGCCUCGGGCUGGAUCUUCUGGAACUUCAAGACCGAGGCUGCGGCCGAGUGGGAUUUCUUCAGGCUCCUUGACAACGGUGUCUGGCCCUCAUCAUGA